This is a messenger RNA of Knipowitschia caucasica, 402 nucleotides long. NCBI's taxonomy places the organism in Eukaryota, Metazoa, Chordata, Actinopteri, Gobiiformes, Gobiidae. The record is from the annotation of a GenBank genome assembly.
AUGGGAGAGUCCUUCUACCAGGGAGUGAUGUGUCUCCUGUAUAAAAAGGGUAAAGCCAGAGCAAAGGCGAAGACUCGCUCCUCCAGGGCCGGGCUGCAGUUCCCUGUGGGCCGUGUGCACAGGCUGCUGAGGAAGGGUAACUAUGCCCAGCGCGUCGGAGCCGGAGCCCCAGUCUAUCUGGCCGCGGUGCUCGAGUAUCUGACCGCUGAGAUCCUGGAGUUGGCCGGUAACGCCGCCAGAGACAACAAGAAGACUCGUAUCAUCCCCCGCCACCUGCAGCUGGCCGUCCGUAACGACGAGGAGCUCAACAAACUGCUGGGAGGAGUGACCAUCGCCCAGGGAGGAGUGCUGCCUAACAUCCAGGCAGUGCUGCUGCCCAAGAAGACCGAGAAGGCAAAGUAA